UUGGUUACUAGGGAACUAAUGCGGUCAAAGGCAUUGUCCUAGAAUUGCCUUUACAGAAACAGGUGCGACUAAAUGUUGAAGCCUUAUCAAAGAUGAAAAAAUUGAAAAUUCUUAAGAUUAGAACCGAUGAUUGUGGAGUACUAGGCCUUUCUAUAGCUCGUGACAAUUAUACACGCACUCUGGAAUGGCAUGGAGAUCCUUCAAAUUUCAUGAUAAGCAAUGAGUUAUGUGUUAUGGAAAUGUGGAGAUAUCCUUUUGAAUCCUUGCCGAUCAAUUUCCAACCAAACAAUCUUGUUGAGCUCAUUAUGCCUCACAACUACAUCAAACAACUGUGGGAUGGAAAGAAGAGUUUUGACAAAUUGAAACACAUUGACCUGAAUGGCUCUCAAAACUUGAUCGAGACACCAGACUUGAGCGGAAUCCCAAAUCUUGUUAAACUAAAGCUUGAACAUUGUACAAGUUUGUCUAAGGUCCACCCAUCCAUUGGAUCUCUAAGACAGCUAAAAUGGUUGAAUCUACAUGAUUGCAAAAGUCUUGAGAGACUUGUAGAUGAGAUGAGAUUGGAAUCACUUGAGUAUCUUAACCUUUCUGGUUGUUCAAGACUCAACAAGUUGCCAGAUUUUGUGGGUAAUAUGACAUCCUUACAUGAACUUUAUUUGGAUGGGACUACCAUAAAAGAGUUACCAUUAUCAUUUAAGACUUUGUCAUCUCUUGUAAGUCUCAAUAUAUCCUAUUGCUCAAGACUAGAGAAAAUCCCAAAGAACUUCAUUAGUGGUAUGGAAUGUCUAAAGCACCUUUGGGUUGCUGGAAAUGGCUCAGAUCUCAUUAGUCUUUUGAUGCCUAAUUGGUUCUCAAGUUUAAGCUCUUUAAGAGAACCAGAUUUUAGUAAUUGCAAUCUAUCAAAUGGAGCGAUCCCCAAUGAUCUUUGCUGGCUAUCCUCACUUGAAAUUUUAAAUUUGUCUGGAAACAAAUUUACGAGGAUACCAGACAUCUGGCAGCUUUCUAAGCUUGAAAAGCUAAAUCUAAGUUAUUGCAACCUAUUGGAUGGAGCGAUCCCUAAUGAUCUUAGUGGCUUAUCUUCACUUCGUUUUUUAAAGCUAAGUGGGAACAAAUUUACGAGAAUGCCAGAUAGUGUGAAUCAACUUUCUCUUCUUUUAGGACUUGACUUGGAAGAUUGUAGUUGGCUUCAAGUAUUGCCGAAGCUUCCAUUAGGAUUAGCAUGCUUGUAUAUAAAAGCUUGUCCAUCGCUUAAGAUGUUCUAUAACCAAAUGGAUGUGUGGACUUCAAAUGAAAUAUUAAGGAGCACUGAUUGCUCUUUUUCAGCCACUUAUAUUGAUUAUGAUGGCAAACCCAGCAAGAUCCUAUAUCUGCAUCCACGAAGUCCUUUAUGGAUUGAGAGCAAUGCUGUGAAAUCUCUUUAUACCGAGGUAGCAUGUGGCCCUGCGCUGCUGGGAUCAGGAAUCCCAGAGUGGUUUAACGAUAAAAGCACUAAUUUAUCUGGAACAAUUCAAAUGCAUACAGAUUUGGGCUCAUAUGGGUGGAAGGGGUAUGCUCUUUUUAUUGUUUAUGAAUUUCAUGAGCCUGACAGAAACAGAAAAAAACAAAAGGUACAUGAGCAUGGGAAUUCCAAUUCUAGAAUAUUUGAUGGCGGCAAUCCUAAUUUUCCUUACUUUGUUUGCCAAUUUCAUGCCAAUGAAGUUGAUCUUGAAAAACCCUUAGUCCUUUUUGACCAUAGAGUCCCUUCUGUUGAGCCAAGUGGAUUUUGGGUGUAUAUACCAGCUACUUGGUUCACGAGAAGAGCAACGAAUGGUUUGGAUGGUGAAUGGAGCAACCUUAAGGCUUCAAUUACAACAGGCAGCUUGGAUGUAGAGGUAAAGGAGUGUGGGGCGAGUGUAGUUCAUGAGCAUGAUGCUUCAGAGUUCGACCAAGUUCUCAACAGCAUUUCUCCAAGUGGUUUGGAUUUAGAAGGUGGUUGGAAAUCUUUUUUAGAUUUGAUCAGUGAUAAUUAUAUCAUAGUCCGUGGCCCUAUAGCAUAGGAUCUUUUGAAAAAAAAUCAAAGGUCUAAAGUUCGCCCCAUAGGAAACAACUUCUUAACGGGCAUUCAAACAAAGAUGAGAAAAAGUUGACGUUAUCAGAGUCUCAUUUUCCAUCCCAGAGGAUAGGGCAAAGCAAUAAUUAAAGAAAAUGAGAAGCAAAGCGCAAGAAUGGCGAGUGAGGAAGCGAUGGCUGCGAACACAGAGGCACCUCUCUCAACAACUCUACACCUUUGACACUGUACAAGAGUUUUGGUGGUGAGUUUCCAAUUUUACUCUCUCUCUCUCUCUCUCUCUCUCUCUCUCUCUCUCUCUCUCUCUCUCUCUCU
Messenger RNA from Alnus glutinosa, 2362 nucleotides. Its product is annotated as disease resistance-like protein DSC1. Gene Ontology annotation, molecular function: protein binding. The transcript is spliced from 3 exons. NCBI's taxonomy places the organism in Eukaryota, Viridiplantae, Streptophyta, Magnoliopsida, Fagales, Betulaceae. The record is from RefSeq and is a predicted model, not a curated record. The coding region runs from base 93 to 2036 and encodes 647 amino acids.